Molecule: messenger RNA, 2574 nt
Organism: Notechis scutatus (mainland tiger snake)
Lineage: Eukaryota; Metazoa; Chordata; Lepidosauria; Squamata; Elapidae
Source: RefSeq, a predicted model, not a curated record
AGGAAAGCUGCCUUGAGGAGACGGCACACGCUCCGCCGCCUUUUCGCGGGACUCGAGUCUGCUUCGCGAAAAGAAAGCGGGCGACGACGACGACGACGACGACGCCUUUCCUUCGGAGCAGCCCGCCGCCACUUUCCUCCCUCCACACCUCCCGCGUCCGCAUUUUCCUACUGCGGCGCGCCCCGAGCUCAGUUAAAACUCAGAUUUGGUUUGGAUGCCUUUUACAUUAAUUUGACCUGCCUAUGUAAAGAAAAGGCUCUGGGAGAAAUGCUGAAAAUCACUUGACUUCCUCUUUUCAUGGAAAACUGAACGGAAUGUGGUGUUAAAUCUGUGAAAGGAGGCCUAUAGAAUUUAGCUGCAGUAAUGAGUUCUGAAGAGAAAGCUGUAUCUCCUGCUCACAGAACCUCCACACCAUCACAUAAAGCUGACUCCUCUUCAUCAUAUUCCCAGUGGGACACUAGGCAGAGUGGUCAUGUGUUAGAGCGAAAUGCUUCUGUUGGAAGCACAGACUUAAUUAUUGGGAAACAGUUGUCAGAGAAUGAACCAAUCGCUGUAUCUAAAGAGCCAGACAGCUGGGAAAUUAUAGAAGGCUUGAAAAUUGGCCAGACUAAUGUCCAGAAGCCAGACAAACAUGAAGGAUUCAUGCUGAAGAAAAGGAAAUGGCCUUUAAAAGGCUGGCACAAGCGCUUUUUUGUUCUGGACAAUGGAAUGUUGAAAUAUUCAAAGUCACCAAUUGAUACUCAGAAAGGGAAGGUUCAUGGGAGCAUAGAUGUGGGGUUAUCGGUUAUGUCAAUUAAAAAGAAAGCACGUAGGAUAGAUCUUGACACCGAGGAACAUAUCUACCAUUUAAAAGUAAAAUCCCAGGAUUCAUUUGAUGCUUGGGUGUCAAAGUUGCGCCAUCAUAGAUUAUAUCGUCAGAAUGAAAUUGUGCGAUCGCCACGGGAUGCCAGUUUCCACAUAUUCCCUUCAACUUCCACCACUGAAUCUUCACCAGCUACUAAUGCCACAGUGCUGGAAACUAAGGUCUCACAGAAUAAUUUCCCCUGGCAACCGUCUAUCCCUUGCAGUAGCAGUCUACCUGAAACGUGUACUUCUGGCCAAAGUAAAGUAGUUGCUUGGUUGCAAGAAUCAGAGGAGAUGGACAAGUGUGCAGAAGAUCUCGCACAUUGUCAAUCGAAUCUUGUAAAACUCAGUAAAAUUCUUCAGAACUUAGAAAUACUUCAGAGAACUCAAUCAGCACCUAGCUUCACAGAUAUGCAGGCUAACAGUGUAGAUAAGAAAGACAAGCGUGUCACCAGAAGAUGGAGAACAAAAAGUGUGAGCAAAGAUGCUAAAAUACAGCUUCAGGAAGGGACUGCGCUGAAGGGCCAAUUCGGUACUACACGGCGCCGGCAGAGACUAGCAGCAGCAGUGGCUACAACAGUUCCUUUCAGUACUACAAUGUCUCCUGUUCGCCUACAUUCAUCUAAUCCUAACCUUUGUGCAGACAUCGAAUUUCAGACCCCACCCACUCACGUAUCGGAUCCUUUGGAAAACCCCACAGACUACAUAAAACUUCAGGAAGAGUUUUGCCUCAUGGCUCAGAAAGUACAUUCUCUUUUAAAGUCUGCGUUUAACAGUAUAGCAAUAGAAAAGGAAAAGCUGAAACAGAUGGUAACAGAACAUGAUUUCACAAGACACAACACACAGAUGAUACGUCUCCGACAAUCACUUUCUCAGGCUCUCAACCAGAAUGCUGAACUAAGGAGUCGUUUGAACAGAAUACACUCAGAGUCUGUUCUUUGUGAUCAGGUUGUCAGUGUAAAUAUUAUCCCUAGUCCUGAUGAGACAGGUGAACAGAUCCAUGUCAGUCUCCCACUUUCCCAACAAGUUUCUAAUGAGAGCAGGCUCUCUAUGUCUGAAUCUGUCUCUGAAUUUUUUGAUGCCCAAGAAGUGCUUCUAUCUGCAAGCUCAUCAGAAAAUGAGGCUUCUGAUGAUGAAUCUUACAUAAGUGAUGUGAGCGACAACAUAUCUGAGGACAACACUAGUGUUGGAGACAAUAUUUCUCGGCAAAUAAUGAAUGGUGAGCUAACAGGAGGUGCUUUCAGAAAUGGACGAAGGACAUGUCUUCCAACACCCUCCCCUGAUACUAGUAAUAUUAAUCUGUGGAACAUUUUGAGAAAUAAUAUUGGGAAGGAUCUUUCCAAAGUAUCAAUGCCUGUAGAGCUCAAUGAGCCUUUGAAUACUUUGCAACACCUUUGCGAGGAACUGGAAUAUAGUGAACUUUUGGACAAAGCUGCUGAAACCGAUGAUCCUUAUGAACGUAUGGUAAUGGGCCUGAUUAUGGAACAUAUCAUGGUGUUCCAUAAUGUGUUCCUUCUCUCUUAGACCUCUGGUAUUUUGCAUUCUCUAAAAGGAGUGAUGCUGGCAAAAUGAGGGCCUCUAGCUUAUACAAAAGUACCAUUUGUUUGCCUAUAAAAUGUAUUUUGUAACAUACUUAAAAAAUCCAAGAGAGCCUGCCCUUUUCUCUGUGACUCUUCUGGGUGAGAAACAUAAAAUAUGUUCUGACAGGAAGAGGGUACUGGGAAUUUUUAU